Sugiyamaella lignohabitans is the source of this 531-nucleotide messenger RNA. RefSeq names its product Hnt2p (gene HNT2). NCBI's taxonomy places the organism in Eukaryota, Fungi, Ascomycota, Dipodascomycetes, Dipodascales, Trichomonascaceae. Gene Ontology annotation, molecular function: catalytic activity. The record is from RefSeq and is a predicted model, not a curated record. Bases 1 to 531 code for a protein of 176 amino acids. The transcript has a single exon.
AUGAGUUCUAAACGAGCUGCAGUAAUGUUUGGUAACUUUAAUGUUACCAGCCAGGUGUUCUAUCAAAGCCAGAAGUCAUUUGGUCUGGUUAAUCUCAAACCCAUUCUUCCAGGCCAUGUUCUUGUGUGUCCCCUGCGGCGAGUAUCCCGUAUUUCAGGCUUGACAGGAGAAGAGGCUGCUGAUUUUUAUGCUACAGUUCAAAAGAUAUCACUUGCUAUUGAAAAGUAUUAUCACGCAGAUGGUCUCAACAUAUCCAUUCAAGACGGUCCGCUGGCAGGACAGUCAGUUCCUCAUGUACACUGUCAUAUUAUUCCUCGUAAAUUGGAUGACCUGCCGAAUAUCGAUGAUAUCUAUAGAUUAUUAGACAGCAAGCCAGGUGAUUUAGACCACGUGUUUAAUGUGAUUAGAGAGAACAGACGAACCGAGGCUUUGGGAGUAGACAGUGAGCAACGACCACCUAGAGAGAUGGAGGAUAUGGAAGCCGAAGCAAAGGCAUUAGCCGAUUUCCUUGCAACACAACAAGAGAGCUAG